Messenger RNA from Cantharellus anzutake, 1108 nucleotides. RefSeq names its product mitochondrial carrier domain-containing protein. Gene Ontology annotation, biological process: transmembrane transport. The record is from RefSeq and is a predicted model, not a curated record. NCBI's taxonomy places the organism in Eukaryota, Fungi, Basidiomycota, Agaricomycetes, Cantharellales, Hydnaceae. The transcript has 6 exons. Bases 1 to 1032 code for a protein of 343 amino acids.
AUGGUCGCUGCAUCUAAGCCGGUAACAGAGCUCACCCCAUUUGGUUAUGCGCUUGCUGGGGCUUUGGGUGGUGUCUUCAGUAAUGCUGUCGUUUACCCACUAGAUACUGUGAAGACACGUAUACAAGCUUCCUCGAGCAGUGAGGGGAAGGCCAAGCCGACGAUCUUGACCCUCUUGGUCUCUAUUCUCAAGAAUGAAGGCAUCGGUGGUUACUACAAGGGCUUUGGGGCUAGCAUGCUGAACACCUUCUCAAUGCAAUACGCAUAUUUCUUCUUCUAUAGCAUUGUCCGGGGCGCUUAUAUUAGACGGCAGUCUGCAGGGUCGCCUCAAGGGAAAAAAGCGCCUUCUCCAUCCACUGCUGCCGAGCUUAUACUUGGAGCAUUUGCAGGGGCUCUGGCGCAGAUAUUCACUAUCCCCGUCGCCGUCAUUGCCACAAGACAACAAGUUAGUACUGUAAAGCCCCUAACCGCCGAGGAGAAAGCUCUGGGUAUCAAACGGAAGGGUAACGGCUUCUUCGAGGUGGCCCAGGACAUCGUCAGGGAAGAUGGAGUAGGAGGUCUAUGGCUAGGGAUUAAGCCUGGCCUGAUUUUGACAGUCAAUCCAGCUAUUACCUAUGGCUUGUUUGAGCGAGUCAAGUCGGUUGUCCUCUUCUCUGAGCCUGCCGGCGCGAAGAUGUUUCCAUGGCAGUCGUUCGUAGUUGGUGCUCUGUCAAAGUCACUCGCCACUGUGGUAACAUAUCCGUAUAUUAUGGCGAAAGUUCGCGUCCAAGCUAGGGGCUCGACCGAAGCUGAAGAGGAUGAUGCGGCUGAAAAAGGAGAAGCCCCGGCUAAGAAAACCCCAAGAUACACUGGUUCGUUAGAUGUGUUGAAGAGGGUGCUCAAGGAGGACGGCUUCAUUGGGUGGUAUCGGGGUAUGAAUGCACAAAUAACAAAGGCAGUGCUAUCUCAGGCUUUGCUAUUCAUGUCGAAGGACCAAUUCGAGCGUUACGCCCUUGCUAUAAUGAUUGUUUGGAGCAAGCUCUCUGCAAAAUAAUAUUAAGCCAUCUAGACUAAUUUACUCUUCGUUCGUUAGCGAUCGAUGAUUGUACAUACUUUGCAUAAUUGACAUG